Molecule: messenger RNA, 1521 nt
Organism: Zasmidium cellare ATCC 36951
Lineage: Eukaryota; Fungi; Ascomycota; Dothideomycetes; Mycosphaerellales; Mycosphaerellaceae
Exons: 1
Coding region: 1-1521 (506 amino acids)
Molecular function (GO): protein binding
Source: RefSeq, a predicted model, not a curated record
AUGGCGGACCAAGGCCCCCCGCAGCAAGAAGAGCACCGCGAAGAUGAAGCCAUGCUCGAUCCAGACGAGGCGGAAGAAAUCGUCGAAGAAGGCGAAGAUGCUGCCAUGGACUCCGGCGACGAAGGCGACACCACAGUCGAAGAGAUCCAACUACAAAACGACAGCGCCGCACACUUCGACGUCCACAAAGACAGCAUAUUCUGCAUAGCGCAACACCCCACGCGACCCGAGAUCGUCGUAACAGGAGGCGGAGACGAUAUCGCGUAUAUUUGGGAUACAACACCACCGGAGGGACCUGUGCUACCGGCGAGCUAUGAGGCGGACCCACAACCACGGGAGAGGAAGGGACAAGAGGUGAUUGCGAGGUUGGAAGAGCAGGAUGAGAGUGUCAAUGCGAUUUGCUUUACGCUGCCGAAGGGGGAAUAUGUUGCUACUGCGACGCUUGCUGGGAAGUUGAAUGUCUACACCACACCUACAGAUUCCGCGCCUUCACGAUUGGUGGGUUCGGCGAAGGAGGUCGAGGAGAUCAAUUGGAUGCUGCCUUGCCCGAACGCUGCGUACCCGAACACGAUUGCUUUUGGUGCCAAUGAUGGAUCUGUUUGGGUGUACACUAUCAACGCCUCGGAUCCCUCGACGCCGCUCACCAUUGUUCAGACAUUCUUCCUUCAUCAGGCGGCUUGUACAGCUGGUGCUUGGACUCCGGAUGGCAAGCUUCUUGCGACAGUGGCGGAGGACAGCAGCUUAUACGUGUGGGAUGUCUUUGGCGACGCAGCCGCAGCGGGCGUGACGGAUCCGAAUGGUGGGCAAGCAGUCAUUGGAUUGACAGGCGAGGACGAGAGGUUCAGAGUCGACGGAGGUCUAUACAGCGCUGCAGUCUCACCCGGCGGCGGCAUCGUUGCCGUGGGAGGUGCAGAAGGCCACAUCCGCGUCGUCGGACUCCCACGUCUCUCAGUACCCGCAAACAGCACAGCAGGCGCCAAAGGCGCAGGAGCGAAGUCAAAAGCCGGUGGUGCAAAGCAGGCCGGCGGUCCCAAACCGACAAACUCUUCAGCACCAGCAUCAGCCGGCCAAGCAAGCCAGAUCCUCGCCAGUCUCCAAGCCCAAAGCGACGGUGUCGAGACUCUAGACUUCUCCCAACCGCCCCUCACACUCCUCGCCGCAGGAUCUGUGGAUGGCUCAAUAGCCCUCUUCGAUGCAGCACAUAACUUUGCCGUACGGCGGCAUAUCCGAGAAGCUCACGAGGAGGAAGCGGUGAUCAAGGUCGAGUUCGUCAAGACUCCACUUGGGACUGCGAAUGAGCGAGCACACACGCUCACGUCGUGUGGGAAUGAUGGUGUUGUAAGGAGGUGGGAUGUCAGAGGCGGUACUGCUGCAGCUGCACAGGGUCUGCUUGGUGAGUGGAGAGGGCAUAGGGGUGGUGGCGAGGGAGGCGGAAUUCUUGGGUUUGUGCAGGGUGGUGGGGGGAAGAGGGUUGUAACGGCGGGAGAUGAUGGGGUGUCGUUGGUGUUUGAGACUGUUUGA